Molecule: messenger RNA, 4230 nt
Organism: Epinephelus lanceolatus (giant grouper)
Lineage: Eukaryota; Metazoa; Chordata; Actinopteri; Perciformes; Serranidae
Source: RefSeq, a predicted model, not a curated record
AUGUUCCCCCCUUCAGAUCAGACCCCCGUGCCGCUGGGCUUCAAACACGCUGCCCUUUCUCAGAACACGCCGUGCAUGUGGCAGGGGGGAGGGAUAAAGGGGGAGUCGGAGGGAGGGAAGAAAGAGAGAGAUGACUCCAGUUCAAGAGGCGGAGCAGCGACGACCACUGGUGACUCUGAACACACCCCGGAUCUGGCUGGGAAACUGGUGCGUCCACGCUUCACUCAGCCAUCAAAGAUGAGGAAGCGCGUCAUUGCUCGCCCGGUGGGCAGCUCGGUACGCCUGAAGUGUACAGCGAGCGGUAACCCUCGUCCCGACAUCGUGUGGCUGAAGGACAGUCGGCCGCUGGUGGACGACGACGCUGGGGCAGGAGGAGAAGGAGAAGGGAAGAAGAAGAAGUGGACUCUGAGUCUGAAGAACCUGACGCCAGAGCACAGCGGGAAGUACACCUGCCACGUGUCCAACAGAGCCGGAGAGAUCAACGCCACCUACAAAGUGGAAGUCAUACAGCGUACCAACUCUAAACCCAUUCUGACUGGCACUCACCCCGUCAACACCACCGUGGACUACGGAGGAACCACAUCUUUCCAGUGUAAAGUCCGCAGUGACGUCAAGCCAGUUAUUCAGUGGCUCAAAAGAGUCGAACCAGGAGAUGAGAAUAAAUUUAACUCCACCAUCGAGGUUGGAGACCACCGCUUUGUAGUCCUGCCUACAGGGGAGGUUUGGUCGCGUCCUGACGGAUCCUACCUCAACAAGCUUCUGAUAACCAGAGCCAAGGAGGAGGAUGCCGGCAUGUACAUCUGCCUGGGCGCCAACACGAUGGGCUACAGCUUCAGGAGCGCUUACCUGACUGUGCUACCAGAUCUGAAGCCCCAAAACAACGCUGUUCCCGCAGCAACAUCCCCGAGCCUCCCCUGGCCUGUCAUCAUUGGAAUACCCGCAGGUGUCGCCUUCAUAUUAGGCACCGCCCUCCUUUGGUUCUGCCAAUCAAAACGCACCUGCUCCUCUUCUUCUUCUUCAUCCUCCUCUGCUCUCCCCGCUGCUCAGCGUCUACCUGCGGCCAACCGUGACCGAGCCUGCCCGGCGCUGCCUCCUCAACCAGCCAACAGCGAUAAAGAUUGUCUCUCAUACGAGGACUACAUCGCCCAUCAGCAGCUGCUCCUGGCUCAGGGCGGCACUGGAUUGGUUCCCAAAGUCUACCCGAAGAUCUACACGGAUAUACACACGCACACGCAUUCACACGUGGACGGGAAAGUGCACCAGCAUCAGCACAUUCACUACCAGUGUUAGCACGCUUCUGGUGUCUCACACUCUUACAUGAACAUGUCCCAGUGCAUGCCUCCACAUCGGUCCAUACUAGCUGCUGACACACAGCAAAGAACAAGAGACCACACAACUCUUCGUCAUUCUGCUCCAGCCUCGUUAAUGUGUGAACACAGACUUAUUCAACACACAAACUAUGAAGAAUGUAAAGAAAGAUCAUUAUUUGUAGCCUGUCCAGAAAUCUAUGAGAGAAAAAUCCCAAAACAUAUUUUAUUCAAAGCUUUUUUUAUAUGAAAUAUUUUCUGUAGAUUAUAAAUCUCUCUUUUUUGCUCAAAGGCUUUAUCUGAAGAAACAAUGAACUCUGCAGCUUCAAGGUAACGUCACAACCCAACAGUUUAUCUCUCCUUUUAGUUCUCUGGACACAACCACAACUUCCUCAGUGACAGAAACAGCCUGCCUACGCUACUCAUGUAUAUAGUGGAAUACGAUUAUAUGGCAUUUAGCACGCUACUUCAUCCUGGGUUAUCUAUAAAGAAUAAUAUAGCAUGUAUGUAAUGAAAUAGCUUAAUGUCAGAGUAUAUUUCCAACUGAGCCAUAGGACACACAAAUUAAGGCGAACUCCUGAUGUAUCCACACCCUGGGCAAGAAAGAGGGCUGCCAGGUGUUCUGAUAAAUGUCCAGCUGCUAUCUGGGUACUGUGUGGAGAAAGAGCUGAUGUCAAACUGGUUCAGGCAACAUGGAUCUCUCUGAGUAGGUCGAUUUUAGCAGCUCCUCCAGAAGCAAUCAUCUCCCAACUCCAAUAACUACAUCUACUGACAGUUCUGCCUCUUUACUUCCUGGAGGAAAGCAGCAUUUUCUGUUUCACGUCAUCGCCAUUUCAGCUUUGUUUGACGCUCGCUGACUUUAAAAGAGAGGGAUGAAGGAUAUCAGUUCUCCUCGUGUCGUACGUUCAACCUCUUCAGCCACCAGUGCAAAGGGAUCAUCGACAAUGCCUCGGUGUAAAACGGUGCCUUCUGAGAAUUGUUUCCAGAUUUCGCGGAUCGCUGUCGGAUCAGCGGAUAUGUCACAGACUCUUGUUAAUCUGUGAUGAGAUUUAGAGGGCUCAAAACAGAGGAGCUUCAUCUUAAACUCUUUAACUUAAAGUCCUCGACUCUUCUUCCUAAAGCGCCUCGCAGUAUGACCUCAUGCGUGAUGGAGCAGGGUUUGCAUGUGCUCUGCUCUCCUCACACGGCUUGUUAAGGAGCAUCUGUUGUUUUUAUCUAAAGAGGAAAUGUUUUGGAUCAAGUGCUGCCGUCUCACCUGCAGAGUUGUCUGUCAGUAUGAUCUGGAAGAUGCACGAUGUUGCAGUCAAAACCUUCCAGAUGCUACGAAGGUAAAAUGAUGGGAUGCAGCUUUAAAGUAAAACAGAUUUAGAGCCAUAUAUUCAGCAGAAUGUUAUGUUGAUCACUACAGCAGCGCCCACUGCCGAGCUACAGGUACAUUAACUGCUCUUAGUGUUGUACAGUGGCAAUGAAUUAUAAUAGUUACAUAUCUGAUUCUGUGUUUUGAUUCAUCUGCAGAUUUACCACUAGUUUUAUUGACCAGAGAUCUACAGAUGUGUUUGAAAUGCAUUUACAGGUGGGGUUUAAGCAUUUUCACACUAUUUGAUUACAGUUCAGUCUUAUAAAGCCCACACACAGACACACAGAACCAUGGUUCACCUCCACACUUGUUUUUACUCCUUUUGGCUGAUGAGACCUCCUCUAACCUGUGUGUUGUGUGUUUGAUUAAUAUUUCCCUCCCUCCAUGUAGUUUUAUCGCACCUUCAGGGUUGGGACAGACCUUUAUCAUUCUCAUUAAUACAGUGACUACGUUUACAUGCACACUAAUAUUUCAUGAUCACACACAGGUCAUGUAAACAGGUUAUGCCGCUUGAAUAUUUCGAAUUAUGCUUUGAUCUAAGAUGUGCCAAUAAUAUUCAGGUGUUACGAGCAUUUCUGGCAUGUACACAGCUCAUUUGGAAUAUGUAUCUCAAUUUUAUUUUUGCUUUACUGCAGUUUGCAGCUCUGUGUGGUGUACACAAACCAACCAACCAGCCAACAGUUUGCAAGGCCGGCUACAUGCAUGCCCAACAAAAGAAAAGCCCACGUUUCUUGUCGUAAGAAAAAACACAGCUACUUUUAAACAUUAUAAAAGAAUUCAGCAGGUUUUUGUAUACGUGCAAAUAUCGCAGUGCCGACCUUUUCAAGAAGGUCAAUCCCACAAGUCUGUCACGGGUGGAAAAUUUUUAAAUUUCCUAAUUUGUUUCUAACAAGCAAAAAUGGUGCGAGUGGCUCUAGCUGUUCCACUUUUACAUAUUUUUGAUGUGAUAAACAACAUGUCAGGGCUCAGCGUAUCCUCAUACAAUGGUUUGUAUGAUAUCUAACAAAUUUAUUAGCACCCCACAAAUGACAUUACAUACUUAAUGUUAACUUACAUAAGUUCAAUUUAGGGAAAGAAACACGGUGUCUGAAAAUAACUCAAAGUUCACUUGGUUUUUCAUGGGACACAAACACCAGUCUCCUGGGGUAAAGUCCUGUGUUCAUUGACCCAUCCACCUCAACCUGCCUUCUUACAUGAACUUUCGCUCUUUUUACUACUUCCUUCUUUACUCACAUCAGCGUAUUGGUCAUGUGAUCGCAGCCUUUCUGAUUAUGUUGGUUAUACAAGAAAUACUGGCUCUUACUUCUUCAUUACUUCUUGUUGGUAUCAUACGUACGAACAGUGUGUAAGAACAGCCUGUAGAGCUCGUUAAUCAAAGUAGGCAUUAAUUUUCUUUAUCCAUAUUAACAGCUCAGUGGGAAUACCGCCUGUACUGGAAUAAGGGCAAAACCCAGAAUAUUUUGUGCAUGUAAACACAGUCAGUGAGUUUGGUUAACUUUGGUAAUUCCCAGCGCUGCUCCUCCUGGCUUCAUCCUAAGAGGCCGUUUACACGUACACAGUGAUUUU